Molecule: messenger RNA, 834 nt
Organism: Zingiber officinale
Lineage: Eukaryota; Viridiplantae; Streptophyta; Magnoliopsida; Zingiberales; Zingiberaceae
Product: remorin-like
Exons: 5
Coding region: 91-624 (177 amino acids)
Source: RefSeq, a predicted model, not a curated record
UUCUCCCACGAGCUCGCUGGUCUAUUUGUCUUCUUCGUCGAGUUGUUUCUACGCUGACAACAGCAGCAGCGGCAGAGAGAGAGAGAGAGAAUGGCCGAAGAGGAAAAUACGCAGAUUUUGGCAGAUCCUCCUCCUCCUUCACAACCUCUGCCUCUGUCGAGGGAGGAGAAGCCGGAUGAUUCCAAAGCCCUCCUAGUCGUAGAGAAUCCUCCCGCAGGAGAGAAAAAAGGUGUGCUGAAGUCAAUUGAUAGAGAUAUUGCUUUGGCACAGGUAGAGACUGAAAAGAAAUUGUCCAUCAUCAAGGCAUGGGAGGAGAGUGAGAAAGCUAAAGCUGAAAACAAAUCUCAAAAGAAGUUGUCAGCUAUGUCAUCAUGGGAGAACUCGAAGAAAGCAGAUUAUGAAGCAGAGCUGAAAAAGAUGGAGCAAAAAUUAGAGAACAAGAAGGCAGAAUAUGCUGAGAAAAUGAAAAACAAAAUUGCUAUGAUUCACAAAGCAGCAGAAGAGAAGAGAGCAACGACUGAGGCUAUGCGCAGUGAAGAGCUAUUGAAGGCACAAGAAAGUGCCGCAAAAUAUCGUGCCACAGGGCAAAUGCCAAAGCAAGGUUGUAGCUGCUUCAGCUCAUGAGAAAUGGAGCUAGUAACAAGUUGUUAUCUCAUGCAUGCUUUCUAUGUUAUGGUGUGUUACUGAGAACUUCAGCUUGUACAUUGUAAGAAAAUGAGAGGUGUUUAAUUUACAAGUUCAAUUCUUCUUGUCUUGUAAUUCUUCAUAAAUAAGUAUUUUGUCUCUGUAAUUCAUUAUGAUAUUUAUGAUUGGAUCAGUAGUACAUUCUAUCCA